AUGUUUAUUUAUUUGUCACCGUCUAAACACAACCUAUUCUCAUUGGCGAAGGGGCUUUGGAGUGGCCAACCUCCUACGAUGGAAGAUUUGAAUCCUCGCAAUCAAAGUGCAUUCACUAAUUCGAUAUCUCAAUCCACACCCACAAUUAACCCACCAUCGGCUUCUGAUGUAUAUCACCGCGGCAUCACUCAAUCGGGAUUUCAAUCUAUAUCCACCGGUAACUCCCCAUCGGCUAAUGCUAUAUAUAAUCGAGGCGGCAGUACUUCAGGUUCUGGAAUUAUCUACUCUGAUUCGGGAGUGAAUCCAUUUGAGGCUAAGGGGUUAUCCUUAGCCAAACCACGGAUACGAUGGGGGAAUGCACGGCCAAAACAAUGA
Messenger RNA from Lactuca virosa, 375 nucleotides. The record is from the annotation of a GenBank genome assembly. NCBI's taxonomy places the organism in Eukaryota, Viridiplantae, Streptophyta, Magnoliopsida, Asterales, Asteraceae.